CAGGCGGGCGGCCAUGUUACAGCAGCUGGGACGGCGUAGUGGCUUUUUCUGGUUCCCGCGGCGGCCGGUGAUCUGCAUUGGCUUCUGAGUGGUUUGGACCUGUUAGAAGCUCCCACUAGCCUAAUGCCAUGAAUGCUGAAGCGGACAAUGUGGAAGAAAAAGCUGUACAUUCCUGGUCAAGGAUCUCCUCUGCAGGACAGAAAGCAUUGGAAGAAGCUCUCCGAGUAUUCAACCCCAUGUCUAAGGACCUUUCUGACACAGAGACUCAGCUGGUAGCUUUUCUUCAGGGUCUGAAAGAGGAAGGCUACCAGCCCACUAUUCUAAGGAGCAAGGACGUGUAUGGGUAUAGCUCGUGCACAGCCAAAACACCCAGCCAGGUGAAAGGCAGCCCCCAAGACUCUUCAAAAAUAGCUGCUCCUAUUUUGGACUCUGUUAAGGCUCCUGCUCGAAGCACAGUGACGGUGGCAAAACUGCCUGCCACACUAGCAGGCAUUACAGUAAGUUCGCCUAAAGGUCCGGCUACAGCAUUGUCCAAGAGCAUCAGUUCUACAAAUCUCCUGUUGAAUUCAUUGAAACGGACACGUUCAGACACAUCAGAAGCCUCAGCAGUGGGCUUCCCUGCUAACAUGUACCCUGGUGUCUAUCCAGCCAUGAGGCUGUCUGUGGUGCUGGAAGCCUUAGUCCCACUAAAAGCCACCGCAUCCUGCCUAGAGUCUAAAUGCAAGCAAGGGCAUCUUGGGAUUUCUCCCUCAGACCUUAAACUCCUUAAGGCGGCGAAUGCAUCCAGGCAAUCUCCAGCAGUCAAGGCGACAAAAAUGUCACCAGUUCAGUUGGACCCCAAAGGGUAUAGGCACAUAAUAAAGAAGGUGCCGGACUCUGCUGCCCUGACUACAAGCCUUUUGAAAGGACCAAAGGGUGGGGUGCUGCAGGAAAGCAAUGCAUGUAAAGCCUCUGGAAUCCUGAACGGCAGGAUUUCCGGAAGUGCUUCCCAGAGCUGCAGUGCAGGGGCCUCCAAAACUAAAGAGCCAUCUGUGGGCAAAACAGAAUGGAGAGGAGGUGGCAGUCAACAGGAGACCGUUGGGCCAAAAAGGAAAAGAGCUGAGGAAGCAAAAGAAUUGCUGCGCAGAAAGAAACCCAAUUCCCUUCCAUCUUCCAGUAAACCAGAACUGGCUUCGAACACACUGAACCUGCUGAAAUUCCGGGCCAUCAAGGUGGACAGCUCUUCAGACGACGAAUUGAGGAGGAGAGCGCAGAAGAUCCUUAGGGUUAAUCUGUCCCCUGUUAUCAGAAUUCAGCCUUUGCCCCAUUCUCACAGUGUCCCUUGAGCCAGCUGCAUUGGAGCCACAUGGUCACGCCGUGAGGAUGACCGGACCAACUUCCCAGCUCCUGAGCAUGGCGAGGAUGUAGUUACGUGUGUCUGCAUUCCUCUGGCAGCCUGCCACAGUGAAGCAAUUGGGGAAAGUUCUGUAGAGCUGGACAACUGCUGGAUUAUAAAACCGUGUUUAGAAAUACUGGAGGUCUCCGAGGCUCUGUUGAGAGAAAUGUGGAGCAGAGCACCAGCUUCCUCUGGGACAUACUUCUACAGUGCAUUUGUAAACAUGGCAGAGCACACGACUGGGAGCACCAGGAAUAUUGCUGUACUGUGAUUUUUCUUUUUUCUUUUUUUCAAACUGUAAAUCUACUGGGUUUUAUUUUGAUCAUAUUUUGUAUACUUAUUAAAUAUAAAUAUCUACUGACUCAUGUAUAUGCAUUUGCCCGAGGGUAGUCAGAAUGUGACCACCUCUUUGUCUUUCCCCCCUUCUCUAGAAUUGGGUUCAAGAGCUUUUCUCCCUCGCCUUUUUCUUUCCUUCUUUCUUUUUUUGUUGUUGUUCUGGAAAAAUAACAGGGCCUUUGUUUCCAGGAUUGGCUCCCUUAGUCACCAUAAACCUAUAUGAUUUGCUAGUCACUGGAUGGUUGUCCGCUGCUGCUACCACAGUGCAGCUGGAUGGGGCUCACAUUUUCAUGCCUGCUGGAAAGGAGUGGAAAGGCGGAAUCGGAGAGAGCAUGUUCUUUCUCUGGUAUCCGUCUUCUACAAUGUCGACACCCCCGGCAGAUUGUGAGGCUGCAGCAGUGGAAGAAGGAUGGUGGCCCCUCAGUAAAAAAAAAGACUGCCAAAGGGGAAGGACUGACCAAGUCCCCAGCAUGCCCCUCAUGAGUAGGGAAGGAGGCCCAACUGAGUGCUGCCAAACAUGUGCCAUAGGGAGCACCUCUGUCUAUGGAAAAGCUUUCUGAAGACUUGGUGCCUGCAACUUAGUAGAAUUCACAAGAGAAACCUAGCUUCCAGCCCUCUGUACCUUCUGUACUUCUGUCUGUUGCCCUCCCAAGAGUGACUGUGAGCCCUAUGGAGUUGACUUGUACUGUUACAGCUGUUGAUUAAGUUAAAAAAUGAACCUGUAGCUGCCUCUGAGCCUAAGAGCUUGAUAGCUAGUUAACAGUAUCUUCAGGUGCAAUUGUUAAAACAUCUCUGCUACCAGACAUCCCAGUAAUAGGCUGUCCCUUUCUGAGGAACGCAUUGCUGCCAUUGUGCUUCUGAAUGUAUCAGACGCGUCUGAACCUUCUAGGUUACAGCGGCUGCAAUAGCCACAGGAGAUUGCUGGGCUUGAUGGAGGGGAUACUGGAUGCCAUUGCUUGGCCUGAGGAGGGAAUUCGCUAAAAUCACAGAAGAGGUUUCUGGCCUACGGGGCACUGAGAGUUCAGAAAUACACACAUCAGCAUCUUCAGUAUUUUAAAGUUUCAUUUUAGUUGGUGCCACAUCUGCAAACCUAAGCUUGUGUUAAGCCUGGUGAGGCCCUGGGGCUUCCACAGGGCACACUGGCAAUAAUAGUUCUGCUCUUGCAAAAUCGCAGUUACCAGAGUUGGGGGGGGGGGGGAAUGACAUAGAUUAAAAAAAAAACACUAAGAUUUUAAUGAAAACAUGCUGUUAGCAUGCAUGAUUGACAAAGCCCAAGUUUUCUUGCUAACAGAAUACAGUUUUGCUAUGCUGCAGUCAUUUUUAGCAAGUCAUAGUUUCUAAAAAAAUUUGGUCUUCUUUGUUUAGGGUGGUUAACAACCAACAGCCAUUGUUUAGGGUGGUUAACAACCAACAGCCAUUUCACAAAUUAUACAAAAUGAGGUAAUAGACUGAGGGAGAAGAAUUUUCAGAUCACAGAUUACUUUUUUCAUUCUGUACAACUUAAAAAAAUUCUCUAACCCCCCAAAUAAUACUUGGAAGUUAUCACCUUGGCUUUGAUGCAAGUUUUGGAAUAUGCAUGGAGGCAUCAUAGAGGCAUCUCCCAUUCUUUUGGGUCACUUUGGGCACUCUCCACUACCCCCAUUUUCUCUUGUGGGGUAAAGUUGGCUCAGCCCUUCUCCAGGUUUAUGGAGGAUUCUUGUAUGCUAUGAGAUAGCUUUUGUUCUGAGGAGAAUGAACCCAUUCUUGUACAGUGCUGCUGACCUGAUCAUUAAUCUUCUCCCAGCUCCAAACUGCCUCAACCUUCCCUUCAUGGACGAUUGGCAAAUGCUUCGCAUCACAUAGCAACCAGUGCUACUACCUUCAGCCACACAUCUUCUCAAACUGAGACAAUGCUGGGACAAUCUUUGCAUCCCCCAGGGUGCUACAUAUUAAUUUCCUGAGGGUCUCUGGAUCUGAGUCUCUCCUGCUGUUGAGCAGCAAGGGGAGACAUUCUUUUGCCUCUCUCUGUGUCCCCAGUACUUUGCCUGUCCCAGUUAGGUCAUUCUCUCUGAACUGAAGAAAUCUGACUGUCCUGUAAACUCUUCUGUCCUGGGUAUUCAAUAGUAGGAUAAAGAAAAGGUCUUCUGUAUGUUACUUCAGCUUUCUCUUUCAUGACUUCGUGUAAAACCAUAUAAUUGUUGUAUUUUUCCAAUGUCCUUAAAUGGAUGCCAUGUCCCCCCUUCAAGACUCUGUCAAAAUCAAUAAAUACCAUUACAGCGGCAUUCAGAGGUAUCCCUACUCAGAACUGCCACCUUAACAAGCCAGCCUAAUUUCUGGUGGAGCCUUGGACUCUUUUUUUUUAAAUUUAAUAAACCUUUUAUUAACUUUAAAAACAACAUACAAUGCGUAAAGAGCCUUGGACUCUGGCUUUGAAUACGUACAUACUGUGGCUUCAUAUGAGAGACAGAUGUAAUCUGGCCUAACUCUUACGGCUUUGAACAUCACC
Messenger RNA from Eublepharis macularius, 4196 nucleotides. It is a transcript of the gene CCDC71, whose product is annotated as coiled-coil domain containing 71. Bases 129 to 1325 code for a protein of 398 amino acids. The record is from RefSeq and is a predicted model, not a curated record. Lineage: Eukaryota; Metazoa; Chordata; Lepidosauria; Squamata; Eublepharidae. The transcript has 2 exons.